Candoia aspera is the source of this 3738-nucleotide messenger RNA. RefSeq names its product Cdk5 and Abl enzyme substrate 1 (gene CABLES1). Bases 426 to 2177 code for a protein of 583 amino acids. Gene Ontology annotation, biological process: regulation of cell cycle; nervous system development. The transcript has 10 exons. Lineage: Eukaryota; Metazoa; Chordata; Lepidosauria; Squamata; Candoiidae. The record is from RefSeq and is a predicted model, not a curated record. Gene Ontology annotation, cellular component: cytosol.
UCCUCCUCCUGGCCGGAGCUUUUGUUUUUCCUCCCAGCUCUGUUUCCCACACGUGAUUGCCGUGUUUUUGCGCCGGGCGCUUGGCGGGCCGAGUGCACCUAUAAAUGCUAAUAACUUUGGCCAAGGAGAGAAGAAAGGCAGGAGCCAGAGGAGAGGAGGAAAGGAAGAGGAGAGGGUGGGGGUGCACAAAGUCGGGCGCUCUAUCCAUGGAGGCAGCCGGGGGGGAGGCGGAAGACAUGCCAUGCAAGCCAAAAGUCCCCUGCUUCGCGCGGCUGGGGCUCCCUCGCCUCGCCUCAGCCUGCUGCUAACCCUCCGCUCGCCGCCGUGGUGGUCUUGCCUGCCGCUCGGAGCCUCAUUCUUGCCCGCUCCGAGGGAGGGACGGAGGGUGGACGGACGGGCGGGCGGGCGAGCGAGCGCCACAGACAAUGGCGGCGGCAGCGGCGGCGGCGGCUCCUCCUGCCGCCGCCGCCGCCGCCACCACCAGCAGCAGCAGCCCCGGUAGUGCCAACAGCGGCAGUGGCGGCGGCACAUUCCACCAGCAGCUGGAGCCCUGCUUGAGGAAGCCGCCGCCGCCGCGCAUGGACCCGCGGCGCAGGCAGGCUGCGCUCUCCUUCCUAACAAAUAUCUCACUGGACGGGCGGCCGGUGUUGCAGGGCGAGGAGAGCGGAGAAGAGAGCGACGUCGGCGCUGCAGUCGCCGCAAGGACCGCUUCUGCUGCAGCCUGCAGUAUCAGCAGCAGCAGCAGCAGCAGCACUCGGACUCGUCGGGCCAACCUGAGCGCUUUCCAGCCGCCCGCCUCGCAGCAGUACGGAGCUUAUGCCGCCGGCGGCAGCAGCAGCAACAUCAAGCUCAUGAGCCCCCUGGGAUCGGCUGGCCAGCCGCAGCACGGCGAAGACGACGAACAGGAUGAGGAUGAAGAUGCCUUUGCCAGCGUGCAGAUGCCUGUCGCCGCCGCCCUCCCGGGCUCCUCCGGGACCCCCUGUGCAAGGGGUCGCCUCAGCUCUUUCACUCAGGGAAUCCUGCCUGUCUCCUUCGCCAGAGCCGUCCCACAGAACUAUUGCUGCCUGGAGCAAGGCCCGGUGGGCGCCAGCGCUUUUGAGUUGCAGAGGUCCCGACGUCGGCUAAUUUCCCAGAGGUCUUCACUGGAGACUUUGGAAGACAUUGAGGAAAAUGCUCCCUUAAGGAGAUGCCGAACUCUGUCAGGCUCACCCAGACCAAAGAACUUUAAGAAGAUUCAUUUCAUCAAGAACAUGCGGCAGAAUGAUACAAGGAGUGGCAGAAUAGUCCUUAUUAGUGGCAGAAGAUCCUUCUGCAGCAUAUUUUCAGUGCUGCCAUAUCGGGACUGUAGCCAUGUUGGAGAUAUGAAAACAGAAGGUGGAAGGCAAUGUCAUUCUACUGCAGGUGUUUGCUUGAAAGAUAUAGUUGGCCUUGAAGGUGUGGAAUUAGGAGCGAAUGGAAAGACUGUUUCUUAUACCCAGUUUCUCUUUCCAACCAACGCCUUGGGGACACGGAGAAACACGAUAGACUCGACCUCAUCCUUUUCACAAUUUCAUAAUGCAAGCCAUCGUAGCCUUUCAUUGGGAAGAGCUAACAGCACCCAGGGGAGCAUUGAUACAGGCAGUGACUUGGGAGAUUAUACUGAAUACAAUCCUAACCUUUUAGAUGAUCCUCAAUGGCCAUGUGGAAAGCACAAGCGGGUGCUGAUAUUCCCUUCUUAUAUGACGACAGUCAUUGAUUAUGUGAAGCCAUCAGACCUUAAGAAAGAUAUGAAUGAGACCUUCAAGGAGAAGUUCCCUCACAUCAAGUUGACACUCAGUAAAAUAAGAAGCUUGAAGCGAGAAAUGCGCAAACUAGCUCAAGAAGAGUGUGGUUUUGAGGAGCCUACUGUGGCUAUGGCCUUUGUCUAUUUUGAAAAGCUUGCUCUCAAGGGAAAACUCAACAAGCAAAACAGAAAGCUCUGUGCUGGAGCAUGCGUCUUACUAGCUGCCAAAAUUGGCAGUGACAUCAAGAAGCAUGAAGUCAGGCAUCUUAUAGAUAAAUUGGAAGAAAAGUUCCGCCUGAAUAGGCGAGAGCUGAUUGCCUUUGAGUUCCCGGUGUUAGUGGCCUUGGAAUUUGCUCUCCAUCUACCUGAACAUGAAGUGAUGCCACAUUACAGACGUUUGAUCCAGAAUUCCUAGCACCGGCUACCCUUCCAAGAAGGGGGAGGGGUUUACAAGCGAUUGUCUGUUUUGCUCAGAGGAGCAGCAAGUCACUACUGGAAAUGCAAAAAAACAAAAACAAAAUGGGAUGCAGAAGCCCCAGUGCCCUUUCUUCUCUUUUCAAUGCAGCUUUUCAACCAGACAGUAGGAAUAAAACAGUGAAUUCCUUAAGACUUCUCAGGCUAGAUGAACUGUUUAACUACUCAGCGCAAGUGUUGAAUGAGUUUGCAUGCGAGUGAACAGUGGGUGGAACAUUCGUACAGUACUUUGUGGACCAAGAGAGAACUUGAUUGCGUUGCCCAUAUAAUUCAUGAAAGAAUGAGGAGUAUCAGCACCUUUCCUUUUACACUCCUUUUUAAUUAUCCUGUUGACCCACUUGAGACUGGACACUUUCCUACUAGAGGCUGAUGUCCACCUAACGAAUGGAUCCAAAAACAAUGAUGGGUUGUGAUUGAUAUUGUCACUGUGUCAACAAUGUGCCAAUCUAUUUUUGUAUCUGUUAUUGAAAGUGCACUUUUCCUGGUGGGUGGGUAGAUUGUUGUGAGCAAAAUGUUGGGCAGAUUUGGAACCCAUGGCAGCCUUGGAUCAUUGCAGUGAUACUGUUUACUAAAGACCAGAGGACAACUUUUUUCUGUUUGCCUAACAAAAACUACUGGAAGGGAGACACAUGGCUUCAUUGGAAUAACCUUGGGUAGUAUUUUGUAAUUCCUGAUUAUUUGAUUUCCCCACCGCCACCUUUUAUUUUUUCAAGACUAUAGUACUUAAAAAAAAGCUACAUCUACAAGUAAGAAACAAAUAACUGGUCUUAUGUUUUCACAUUUGUAUGUGAUGCCAUUCAGACGUUCAAAACAAAGAUGCUAUUAUAUGAGGAUCUUGUUUUAGGCCACAUGCACAUUCUAACCACUGCACUUUUCCCUCUGUGUAGGUUAGAUUUGCACUUGGUAGUGUUUGUAUUUUGUGCUCUAUGUUAGAGUGCAUUCCAAGGCACAUUGAUGAUGCUCUAUGUUUAAGCAGCAUUUAUAAAACCAGGUUGUACAGCUGAGGGGCAGAUUCAGCAGCAGCCUUGGGCCCUUAUACUAGAUGCAUACCUAAUGUGAGAAAUUUUUAUUGUUGAAUUAUUGUUGUUUUCACUAGAAAUGACUGUACAAAAUCAAACUUAAAUUAGGGGCCAUUGAAAUUGCUACUUUUUCAUACUACUCUGGAAUCUUACAAACUUUAUGAACUGUUUAUAAACUGCAUGUUCAUAAACUACAAAGUGCAGGCUGAAAAAAAAAGCAGACUUGUCCCAGACACACUGCUGCAACUUCCAUGUAUCCUGUUUUCUAAAUAAAUUAUGUAUGCAUAGGCUCACACAUACACACAGAUCUGUGAGUUGACAGCUGGAUGUGCUUCAUAACAUGUUAGAGGACAAGCAUCAGAUAAUUAAAUUACUAUUUUUAUAUAUAGUUUAUGCUCAUGUCCCACUUUUUCCAGUGCUGAUUCACUUGAUAUAGACCAUGACUGGCACAAUAAUUAAAAUAAAAUCAAGUGUUUUACUGUU